AUGUCGGAAAACAAAUUAUCAUUCAGAGCUUUACAACUAGCCAACGAACAACGGACUGCUUAUGGUCUCCGGUAUAAUGAUUUCACGCGAUACAGGAAGCACUGCGCCAAUAGGACGCAUCGUCUCGAAUUCAAGAAACUGUCUCCCUUAAGCACAGAUAGCGUCAAGGAUGGACACUUAGAACUUCUACUCUUCGAGUCAGAACGUGCCUGGGCUUACUCUCAAGAUCUCGUUACCCAAUCUCUUCAGCCAGCUAAUGAAGAUCAAGCUGGAACCCUGCGUCAUAGUGCUACAGGACGCUUCCGCCGUGCAGUACACUGGUCGACGCAACUUCUAUCGCACUGUCAAUCUUUAUAUGCAUCUUCACGCCUUUCCGCAGAAGGGCUGAUGCAAAUUACCAUCUACACUCUGAUCCUCAAUGGUCGCUUCCUGCGAUACCGGGACAACUUUGAGGAUGCGGUGAUCCAGCUUAGCGUUGCAAGGCACCUUCUUGACGAACUCGCUGAUCGUGCUGCGACAAGCAGGGAUCAGGCUCUCGCAACGGUGUUUGCAGAUGAAAUCGGCCCCGAAAUAAGGUAUUGUGCGCAUGAACUUGGAAGGGAGAGGGCAUACGAUGUGGAUGCGAUCGCUGCUGGGUUGUCGAAGAAGCAUCGAGGGGAGAUCGUCGAGGGGUGUGAUGCUCUGAUUCAAAAGUUUAGGCAGGAGGGAGAGGUGUCUGAGAUAGGUGAAGGGAGGAAAAAGUUGGCGACUUUGAUGUGGGAAGGCCAGCCAGUGCCAGUGCGCAAUCCAGAGUUGGUGGAUGUAUUGCUGCGGGUGCAGGAGGCAGAGGCGAAGAUUACGCAAUCGCGUGAGCCUGCUCGGGCAGAGGUUGCUAGCGGUAAGGGGAGGAAAGGCAAGUCGGGCGGUCAUGGGUCCAAGAAGGGCGUUGCCGCAUAUGAUGCUAUUCUCCUUGCUCUCAGCGAUGCGGAAGAAUUGGCCAGGAAACUGGUUGAAGCGCAUCAGAAUUCUGGAAGUUCAUCUACCUCUGCAGCCGGCACGCGUGAUAUCCACUUUGUUCAUGCUUACAUCGUCUACCAAUUGCUCUCUCGCCGGAUCCAGCGUGAUCUCCUUCUAGUCUCCGCUCUCCUCACCUCGCAUCGACCACAGGCUUCUGCAAAACCAAAGAAAGAGCAUGUCGACGCCCGACUUUAUCCUGCAGUGGUCAAGCUCCUGGACACUGUCAUCCAAAGUCUUGCCCAGAUGCGCAACUUGAGCAUCGUGGACGAAAGUCCUGACCUAGCGUCUGCUGUCGAGGCCCGUCUUACAUUCACCAAAGCCCGCAGAUGUUCUUAUCUCGCGCAGUGCUAUGUAGCCGUGAAAAAAUACGCUGAAGCUCUCUCAUUGAUCCAACAUGCAACCAUCUAUCUCCGUGAAACGCGUUCUACGUUGUCCAUCUUCUCAGAAGACCCUAUCUCUUCUGGAUCACCCCCUUACUAUCCACUCACGUCUUCCGAUCUCGAUGCUCUGGAAUCCACCAUCACUCAAGACAGCCUGACGAUCAAAAACGAAUGGUUCGCAUACAACGGCGGCUCCGUCGACGCAGACAACAAGACAUACAAGAAACCGUUGUUUUUCGAUGUCGCGUUAAACUAUGUGCAGCUGGAUAUGGAUAGAUUGCAGGAGAGAGCUGGGAAGGUAUCUGCACCGGCGCUUGUUCCCGUGCAAGCUGUGCCUGCGAAAUCACGUUUGGAGGAGGUGGCGAGACCGAAAACACCAGAACCACAGGCGCCUGCGAAGGGUGGACUUAGUAGUUUGCUCGAGGGGUGGUGGGGACGGAAGUGA
Suillus subaureus is the source of this 1821-nucleotide messenger RNA. RefSeq lists its product as uncharacterized. Lineage: Eukaryota; Fungi; Basidiomycota; Agaricomycetes; Boletales; Suillaceae. The transcript is spliced from 6 exons. The record is from RefSeq and is a predicted model, not a curated record. Gene Ontology annotation, molecular function: endoplasmic reticulum signal sequence receptor activity; signal recognition particle binding; 7S RNA binding. Gene Ontology annotation, biological process: SRP-dependent cotranslational protein targeting to membrane. Bases 1 to 1821 code for a protein of 606 amino acids. Gene Ontology annotation, cellular component: signal recognition particle, endoplasmic reticulum targeting.